Messenger RNA from Capsella rubella, 3581 nucleotides. RefSeq names its product translocase of chloroplast 159, chloroplastic. Gene Ontology annotation, molecular function: GTP binding; GTPase activity. Gene Ontology annotation, cellular component: chloroplast outer membrane. Lineage: Eukaryota; Viridiplantae; Streptophyta; Magnoliopsida; Brassicales; Brassicaceae. The transcript is spliced from 2 exons. The coding region runs from base 77 to 3454 and encodes 1125 amino acids. The record is from RefSeq and is a predicted model, not a curated record. Gene Ontology annotation, biological process: protein targeting to chloroplast.
ACCCUAAACGCCAUUGUUAUCUCCUUCUUCACAAGUUUUGUCAAAAAAGUUUGAAGAUUUAAUAGAAGCAGUGUCGAUGGUAGCACCAGAUGAACCUUCGUUUUAUGCUGCGAACCAAUCAGGACGAACUUGGGCUUCACUUGUUUCGGGAGGUUGUGAUGGUGACGAGGUUGAGAUUGUGAGCAGUGUUAAGGGUUUUGAUACAUUGUCUCUGUCUUUGGCGGGAAAAUCGGAAUGUUGCGAUGGUGAUCAAGACGACCGUUCUGGUCAGUCAAUUUCUCCGAUGGCUAAGAUUGGUACGGAAGAUUCUGUUUUUUCGGAAACGGUGGGGAAAAUUUUUGGGGUUUUAAAAGCUGUGAAAGAGAUUGGGGAGGAUGGUGUAGGGAAGUUCGAAACUUUGAAUGUUUCUCAUGAAAUUGAGAAAGAUGAAACUGGCGAGAGGGAGCACUUAGUAACUGGUGUGGAAGAAGGAAUUGGUGUUGAAGCUGCUCUAAAAGAGGAGAUUGAGGAGGAUGGUGCGGUUAAGUUCAAAACUGUGAGUGUUGAUCUUGAAGAAAAAGAGGUCGGGGAUGAGAAAUUGGUUUCUUGUGAAAUUGAGAAAGAGGAAGCCAAUGGAUCGAAAUAUGGUAUGCCUUGUGAUGAGGUGAAAGAGGUAGAUGUUUUAGUAUCUAGGGAUGGAACCAAAGAGGAAAACUGUCUGCUUAGUGAUGAAGUUGAUGAUGACGACAACAUUGAUCAGAUUGUAGAAGAAGAGGCUAUCAAGUUAAGAAACUUCAUUGUGGACUUAUUAACCUCAGAAUCUCUGCAUGUUGAUGUCGUUGAUAAGACUACCCUGGAUAUGCAGGAGACUGUUUCUACACGUGAGUUUACCGCUAAAGACUUGGAAAUCGAACAAGCUUCCUUCGGAGAAAGUGUUGUGGGGGUUGGUGGGUUUGAAAGUGAUGAAGAAACUGAAGAGAUGAGAAAAGUUUAUUCUGGUAGUCAUGCCCAUUCCGAUGAAACAAACAUUCCUCACCAUCAUGUAGAUAGGAUUGAUGGUCAGAUUGUCUCUGAUUCUGACGAGGACGUAGACACGAAUGAUGACGAUGAAGAGAAAACGUUUGAUUCUGCAGCUUUGGCUACGUUUCUAAAGGUGGCCACCAGUGGAAGUUCAGAUGGUGGUAAUUUUACCAAAUCGGAGGAUGUAAUGAAGCUUUUCUCUAUGGAACCUCCAGCUGGUCUGGGGUCAUCAUUAAGAGUUGUUCAAUCUGCCGCCCCACUUCCCAACCGUUCCAACAUCUUUCCCAGUCUAAAACUUGCAAUGGGUGGAAAGAUUGACAAUAACUUGAGUGAGGAAGAGAGACAUAAGUUGGAAAAACUGCAAAGUAUACGUGUAAUAUAUUUGCGUCUUGUGUAUAGGUUGGGGCAGUCGGUAGAUAAUUCAAUAGCAACACAGGUUCUCUACGAUCUUACAUUUCUUACGAUGAGGCAUUUUGGUCAGUCAUCCAGUCUUGAUGUUGCAAAGAAGAUGGCUAUGGAGGCUGAGGGAAAAGAAGAUUUAAAUUUCUCUCUAAACAUACUGGUCCUUGGAAAAGCUGGAGUAGGAAAAAGUGCUACGAUAAAUUCCAUCUUGGGCGAUCAGAAGGCAUCCAUUCAUUCAUUUGAACCAUCCACCACUUCGGUUCAAGCAAUUUCUGGAACUGUGGGUGGUGUCAAGAUUACAAUCAUCGAUACUCCGGGCUUAAAGUCUUCUGCCAUGGAUCAAAGUGCCAAUUCCAAAAUGUUGUCUUCAGUGAAGAAGAUAAUGAAAAAGUUUCCCCCUAAUGUGGUUCUUUAUGUUGAUCGUCUUGAUGCCCAGAAUAGAUGCUUGAACAAUACGCCCUUGCUAAGGACAAUUACUGCUUCUCUUGGUUCAUCCAUAUUGAAAAACGCCAUAGUGACAUUGACCCAUGCUGGUUCUGCCCCUCCUGAUGGCCAAUCUGGCACCCCUUUGAGCUAUGAUGCGUUUGUAGAACAGUGCUCACAUAUUGUUCAACAGUCUAUUGGACAAGCCGUUGGUGAUCUAUGUGUGAUAAACCCAAGAUUAAGAAAUCAAGUUCCCCUUGUUGAGAAUCACCCCUUGUGUAGGAAGAACCGGGAGGGAGUGAAGGUCCUUCCGAAUGGCCAAACUUGGAGACUUCAACUGUUGCUUAUGUGCUACUCAAAGAAGAUUAUUAUUGAUGCAAAUUCUCUAUUUAAGCCUCAAGAACCAUUGGACCAUCGUAAAAUAUUUGGUUUCCAAGUUCAACCAAUACCUCUCCCUAACUUGUUGUCUUGGCUGUUGCGGUCCCGUGCACAUCCUAAGCUCCUUGUAGAUCAAGGUAGCGAUAGUGUUGAUUUUGAUAUCGAAAUUGAUGAUGUGUCUAAUUCUGAACAGGAGAAUGGGGAAGAUGACGAGUAUGACCAGCUGCCACCAUUUAAGCCUCUUCGGAAAACUCAAGUUGCAAAACUCUCAAAGGCACAGAGAAAAGCGUAUUUUGACGAGUAUGAUCUCCGGGUAAAGCUUCUGCAGAAAAAACAAUGGAGGGAGAACUUGAGGAGGAUGCGAGAAAUAAAGAGAAACGGAGAGAAGAAGGUCCCUGAAUAUCCUGAAGUAGAAGAGGCUCCACCUGCAUUGCCUCCUGUUAUAUUACCGGAUAUCGUCUUGCCACCGUCAUUUGACAGUGAUUACUCAUCUUAUCGUUACCGUUCUCUGGAAUCCUCUUCGCAGCUUAUUACCAGGUCAGUGUUGAACCACGAAGGUUGGGACCAUGAUAGUGGACUUGACUGUGUUAUCGUAGACCAGAGUCUUGCGAUAGCUAAACAAUUCCCCGCCGCAGUUACUGUCCAAGUGACCAAGGACAAGAAAGAGUUCAACAUCCUUUUAGACUCCUCUAUAUGUGCUAAGCACGGGGACAAUGGAUCUACUAUGGCAGGGCUUCUUAUCCAGGGAGGUGAGCAACUAAUGUAUUUGUUCAAAGGAGAAACCAAAUUCAAGAAGUCAAAGAGGAACGAGAUAACUCUUGGAGGGUUAGUGACGUUCUUUGCUGGGAGUAUUCCCAUUGGUGUCAAAGUCGAGAAUCAGAUGGCCCUCGGAAAACGGCUAGUCCUCGUGGGAAAUGCAGGGGCCACUCGGUCACAAGGAGACUCAGCUUUUGAAGCAAAACUCGAGGCCAGACUUAGAGAAGCUGAUUUUCCAAUAGGACAAAACCAAUCCCAUGCGGGAUUGUCUCUAACGAAGUCGAAAGAUGAUUUAACCGUCACAGCCAAUGUACGAUCCGAAGUCUCUAUCGGAAGACAAACAAAGGUAACAGCUUCUGCAAGUCUUGACACCAAGAGGACUGGGCGUUUUAGUGUCCGAACCAGCAGCUCAGAUCAGUUGCAGCUUGCUCUUAUGGCCAUUCUUCCUUUUGCCAUGUCCAUCUACAAGAGGAUUAUUAGAUCGGAAGAGAACUGACAAUGAUCUUUAGGAUUACGGAUUUUCAAACUUUGGAUUAGAAAACAAUUUGGAUUUGUUUAAAAAAGUUGAAUUUCUUUGUCUAAUUCAUUACAUUUCUCUUGUAUUAUCAAGAGAAUCUUCCUAA